Messenger RNA from Desarmillaria tabescens, 1973 nucleotides. RefSeq names its product Endonuclease/exonuclease/phosphatase. The record is from RefSeq and is a predicted model, not a curated record. The coding region runs from base 143 to 1849 and encodes 568 amino acids. Gene Ontology annotation, biological process: base-excision repair. The transcript has 7 exons. Lineage: Eukaryota; Fungi; Basidiomycota; Agaricomycetes; Agaricales; Physalacriaceae. Gene Ontology annotation, molecular function: zinc ion binding; phosphoric diester hydrolase activity; double-stranded DNA 3'-5' DNA exonuclease activity. Gene Ontology annotation, cellular component: nucleus.
CCUGAGUAAUCUCUUGCUUCUACUUACCAAGGACCCGCUGUGCGGUUGCUCUGGAGCCUGUGGAUACCUUGCCAGUAUUCUUUCCAGUAAAAGUGACGGCUUCAUUCUUUAACAAUUGUAUGGGUGGGCGGGUGAUGAGGGUAUGCGAAUACUGACUUGGAAUAUUAAUGGGAUCCGAACGAUACCCCAAUAUCAUCCAUGGAAUACACUGAAGACGCAGGAAGCGAUUUUGGACCAUCUGGAUGCCGACAUCAUAUGUUUCCAAGAGAUGAAAACUUCGCGUCAAAAUCUCAGCAAGGACAUCGCGACGCCAGAGCCCUACACGGCUUUCUUUUCUUUUCCUGCAAAGAAGACUGGGUACUCAGGAGUGGCAAUUUACACGCGUAUUGUACCUUGCAAGGCAGAGGAAGGUCUAACUGGACUGUUGGAUAUCAAACCGCCUCUCACUCACGAGGAGCGAAUUUCGCCUCCCGCUUCUUAUCCGUGUCAUUCGCCUGUUGAGGCUGAGGGCGACAACGAACUAGACCUCAAGGAUUUGGACAGCGAAGGACGUACUCUUGUGCUCGAUUUUGGCAUGUUCGUCCUCAUCAAUGUUUACUGCCCCAACGACGGUACAGACGCAGAAGAUCGUAUCAAGUACAAGAUGGAUUUUCACCGAUUAUUAUCGGAGCGAUCAGAACAACGAGAGGUUAUUGUCGUUGGUGAUCUUAACGCGUGCGCGUCGUUAAUUGAUCAUUGCGAGGGAGAAAUCAUGCUAAAGAAGCUGAAAAUCAAAGGUGGAGGAGACAUGGCUGUUGCAGAAGAGGCAUUUUGGGCAGAGAAAGAGGGCAGGAAUUGGUUGAGAGAGUGGCUUGCUGAGGGAGGGGGACCUAUGGUCGAUGUGGUAAGGCGGCAGUGGCCUGAUAGGAAGGGGAUGUUCACCUGCUGGAAUACCAAGAUAUCUGCCCGGGCAUCGAAUUAUGGGACACGCAUAGACUACAUUCUCGUCACCCCCGGCCUACUUCCAUGGGUCAAAACUGCGGAUAUACAGCCUCAUGUCAAGGGAAGUGAUCACUGCCCAGUCAUGCUUGACCUUUAUGACGAACUACCCGACUCGGAGGGUCCGCGUCUGCUUCAGCAUAUGUUGACCACCAAUGCUGUUCAAGUGCCCAGACUUUCCUCCAAGUAUUGGGACGAGUUUUCUGGGAAACAGCGUUCCCUUGAUACAUUCUUCGGGCAAAAGGCUCCGACACGUAAAACUGCUGGUAGCACACAGCCAUCAUCGCCACUCUCCCUUUCACCCUCCCCGCCACCGUCAUCUCAACUGUCCUCGCAGGCCUCGUCAUCAAAAAGUAUAGGGUCGCAGCCUAUACCGGUCAAGCGUAAGCAAACCCAGUCGCAAGUUUCCUCCAGUUCCAAGAAGGCGAAACCCGAUCCUGAAGGACAAACAAAGCUUUCGUCAUUCUUUAGCAAGCCAAAGGAGCCAACGAAACCGAUUGUAGUGCAAGACUCUGAUGAUGAUAACAUUGACGAUGAAGAUUACCGGUUGGCAGUGAGACUCUCACUCUCAGCCGACACGAAGACGGCAUCCCCGUCUUCGUCAAAGAGCCACAAUGCAUGGAAAGCACUCCUGGCACCCAUCCAGCCACCGCGUUGUCUCGUUCACAAUGAACCUACGAAGGAGUUGACCGUUACGAAGCCGGGAGCUAAUAAGGGAAAGAACUUUUUCAUCUGUUCACGACCUGUGGGCCCGGGUUAUGAUAAGGGAAAAGCUGAGCGAGAUAGAGAAGACGUGGAUCCGAGAUAUAAAUGCAACUUUUUCAAAUGGUCCAGCGAGGUCAAGAGGGAGGCUUUGAGGAAGGAGGUAUGAAUUGUAUGGUUUUUUUUCUUGGAUGUAUACACAAUUUCUAUCCACUGUCUACUUAUACACUCUUUCAACUGCGCUAUUGUUGGAAGUAAUCUGAGUGGGAUCGGUCCGAGUAUCCGAGAUUAGC